Messenger RNA from Pseudophryne corroboree (corroboree frog), 2500 nucleotides. It is a transcript of the gene IKZF5, whose product is annotated as IKAROS family zinc finger 5. Lineage: Eukaryota; Metazoa; Chordata; Amphibia; Anura; Myobatrachidae. The transcript has 4 exons. The coding region runs from base 307 to 1626 and encodes 439 amino acids. Gene Ontology annotation, biological process: regulation of transcription by RNA polymerase II. Gene Ontology annotation, molecular function: RNA polymerase II cis-regulatory region sequence-specific DNA binding; DNA-binding transcription factor activity, RNA polymerase II-specific. The record is from RefSeq and is a predicted model, not a curated record.
CGUCGACGGGCACACACGUGGCCAUGGGGGGCGGGGCGUGUUGUGCGCCUGCGCGCCGUGUUGUGCCUGGGCCCCAACAACAGUGGGCAGCAGCAUCGGUGAGGAGGACGGGCAGUGGCGCUAACCCUGGCACCCCUCGGUAGGCUGGAGGCGGCAUGAUGUUCCCGGCCCUAAGGAGCUCCCGGUAACGGUGAGAGCGAGUAUCCGGAGGGGGCGGGGCCUGCGUGACGUCACGGCAGACAACCCUUAAUCAUAACAAUACACUAUACAUGCAGGGGGCAGUGCAGGAACAGACAAGAACUGAAUAUGGGUGAGAAAAAGCCAGAGCCGCUGGACUUUGUAAAAGAUUUCCAGGAAUAUCUGACACAGCAGACGCAUCACGUCAACAUGAUUUCUGGAUCUGUGAGUGGUGACAAGGAGGCAGACACCUUACAAGGAGGGCCACAAAACCACGAUGUGCUCACCGCUAACUCUCCGUGCCUUGCUCUACCGGCAGCUGGGACAGACAGUGAUCAGAAUGGGCUGGACCACCCGUCUGUGGAGGUGUCCCUGGAUGAGAGUGCGGGGAUGCUGGUGGAUGGCUUUGAGAGGACAUACGAUGGGAAACUAAAAUGUCGUUACUGUAACUAUGCCAGCAAAGGCACCGCUCGCCUCAUAGAACACAUUCGCAUACACACAGGUGAGAAGCCACACCGCUGCCACCUGUGUCCCUUUGCCUCAGCCUACGAGCGACACUUAGAGGCUCACAUGCGAUCCCACACUGGGGAGAAGCCUUACAAGUGUGAGCUUUGUUCCUUCCGCUGCAGCGACCGCAGCAACCUGUCCCAUCACCGCCGCCGCAAACACAAGAUGCUGCCUAUCAAAGGAACACGCCCAUCCCUUGGCAACAAAAAAAUGUGGGGUGUCCUUCAGAAGAAAGUCAGCAGCUUGGGCUACAGCCGCCGAACUCUCAUUAACCUCAGCCCGCCAUCCAUGGUGGUGCAUAAGGCAGACUAUCUAAGUGACUUCUCUCAUGAGAUACCCAACAUCCAAAGUGAGGCCUAUGAAAAUCUACACAAGGUAUCACAUGCAGCAGGAGUAUUGUCAAGGGACCGCCAAGAGCUCAUGGUGGACAAUCCCUUAAACCAGUUAUCCACACUGGCAGGUCAACUAUCCAGCCUUCCGCCAGACACCCAUAACCCUGCCUCCCCAGACACAGGACCUUGCCCUGAUGAGAAACCCUUCAUGAUCCAACAGCCUCCGGCACCAGCCUGUGCCUCUGCCGUCUCCACCAGUGUUCCCCAGAGCUCCUCCCCAGCCAGCCCGGAGGUCCGUCCAGCUCACAAUCACAGGAACUGUAGCCCUAUGGCCGGGCCCAGCAGUGAGCGCAGCGGACGAACCAGCACGCCCAGCAUUAGCAACAGUCAACCCAGCACGCCAGCCCCGACUCUACCAGUGCAGGACCCUCAACUUCUGCAUCACUGCCAGCACUGUGACAUGUACUUUGCAGACAACAUACUGUACACAAUCCACAUGGGUUGCCAUGGUUUCGAAAAUCCUUUCCAAUGCAACAUCUGCGGUUGCAAAUGCAAAAACAAGUAUGACUUUGCUUGCCAUUUUGCUCGAGGUCAGCACAGCCAACACUGACUUCGAGUGGCCUUUUUACCCCUCCCCCCUUUUUGUUUUAGAUCACUCCUCGGGAGACGGUCUGUCUAUAGAGUGCCUGUCAUUUGAGGAAUAUAUAUAUAUAAGAUGUAAAUAUGUAUGUGUCUCAUUUGAUCCCUUGAGCUGACUUGAAGAUGGGAAGCGCAAGUUGGCUUUCUUAUCAGUAUUGAGGGAAGGGACUGAAGGAGUGGUUGGGAAGGUCAUGGGUGUAGAUUGCUUCUGGGAGGCCAAAUACCUAUAAGACGGACUUUUAAUCUUGGAAGAGUGUGAUAUUUGUGGAUAAGGCACCUAAUGUUUAGCUGUCUUACCAAACGUCUUCUGUCCCGAUGUGCCUCAAGGUAGAGAGCAUUGGGGGACCUGCCAUACAAUAAUUCAUUUCAAUUGUGAGUAACGCCAUCAUUAUUGUACCUAAAGGAGGUAAAAAAAAAAAAAAGUGACAGUUGGAAGUAUUCAUGAAUGUUGUAAUCCCCUUCAGUAAUGCUGUGUGCUCAUUUUACUUGUGCAAAAUUGGGAGAACACAUUUAACUAUAUAGUGGCCUCUUUCCAUGAAUUAGAGGGAGUUGAACUAACUUAAGUCUACCUAUGAUGGUUUCCAUCAGAAACAAGUGUUUGUAUGUUAUUAUAUAUAGAUAUAAAUUAAUUUGUCCUCACCGGUUGUAAAAUGUCUGUAUAGAUCUAUUCACUGGGUGUUUAGUGUUUCUCCAAAGAUUCAGACUUCUUUGUAAACCAUCUUGUUUAAUAAGUGCGUAUUGUCCCCCCUCUUCCCCAGUGUCCUCAACUUCUGCUCACAUAUCAUGGAUUGAUACUUGCAUCUUUCAGGAUGGAUUUUAACCUUUAAAAUAAACAGGAAAUGAAA